ACGGAAUACUCCGUACUCCGUUCACGGAGCCCGAACCAGGUCUUUCCACUGUCCUCAUCUUUGCAUGACAGGAGCAGUCCUUCCACCGUGAAUCUCAUCCAGCAAUAAUCACCGACGACCCAAAUUCGGUGCCUCAGCUCGUUCAGACAUAACACGUGCUCUUCUCUCCCUGCGCCUCCCGCCGCUAUGCGAGUUAUCAUCGUGGGAUCGGGCCUCAGCGGCUUGAUCAUGGGCCAUUGCCUACUCCAGGCCGGCAUUGAUGAUUUUAUCAUCCUCGAACGCCGGAGCAAUCCCGCGGAGCGGAGCGGGUCUGUCAUUGGUGCCUUUCCACAGACGUUCCGGAUCUUCGAUCAGCUUGGCCUGCUGCAUGACUUCCAGAAGCUCUCACAACCUUUGCAUCACUGGAUUCACCUGGACUCUCAGGGUCGGACGAUUUACGAUGGCGAGUUUUUCGACUUGCUCGAGACCAAUCAUGGGCACCCUUCAAUGCUUUUCAUGCGGUGCAACCUCAUGGAGGUUCUCUACUCCAGGUUACCGAACAGGGAGCGCUACAUUUUGCCGAACAAGAAAGUCACCGGCGUGGAGCAAGACGGCUCCUCAGUCACGGUCACUUGCGCAGACGGCUCGGUAUUCACCGGCGACGUGCUAGUUGGCUGUGACGGCGUGCACAGCGUCGUCCAGCGUACCGUCUUCCCACCACCGUCAAAGCCUUUUCCGGUUUCCGAGUAUCGCGGCCUUUUCGGGUCGAGCCCACGGCCCGACGGCAUUGCGCCGUGCAGCAUCACCGAGACGCACAACAACGACAUCGUCUUCAUGAUCUUGUGCACGCAGGACACGGCAUUUUGGCUCGUCACAGACCGCAAGGACAAGGGCGCGCUGGGCAGGCAGAGAUACUCCCCAGAGGACAUCCAGGCGUUCGUGGACAAGCACGAGAGCCACUCGGUGGCGCCGGGAAAGAAAGUCACCUUCGGUGACCUGUGGCGGACCAGGAACAUGGACCCUGGGCCGGGCAUGUACGAUUACCACGAGGGCAUCGCCGAGCGGUGGUAUAACGGACGGGUGGUGCUUGUCGGAGAUGCCGCCCAUAAGAUGACCCCCAAUCUCGGCCAAGGCGGCAACAACUCCAUCGAGUCCGUCGCGUCACUCGUCAACCAGCUCAACGCGCUGGUCAAGAAGACUCCCCAUCCAACGGUCGCAGAGCUCGAAGAGGCCUUUCGCCGAUACCAGAAGGAACGUGAGGGGCGGGUGAAGCUCAUCGGCGGGCUGACAGGGCGCUAUACGCGGUGGACGUCCUGGCGGAGCUGGUUCGGCAGGUUCGCCCAGUGUUGGUUGUGGCCGCUCGUGGGCGACCGCUUCAUUGUGAACCGCCUGCUGUCGCCCAUGAUCAGCGAGUGCAUCAAGCUGGAUUUCGUGGGAGAGAACGACCUCCCGAAGGGCAAGGUGCCGUGGAAGCACCUCUGAUUGAAGCGAAGCUUCAAGGACGAGCCUUUCGAAUGUGUACUGCGUACACAGAGGAAACGAGGAAGGAAGCCUCGGUUCGUUUACCAGGCAUAUCCUCCCGAGUUUUCGCUGCAGCGAUUGGAUGCCACAGCUAUGGCGGUGGAGUUGUCUCCCUGCUAACGUCCAUCUGUCCUCCAUCUUAUUUAGCUGUAUCCCCUUUCGGUGUCGAUCCUAUAUCGAUGUACACUAGAAUAGUGAUAUCUAGGUAUUGACUUCGCUGACGGCUUGGGCAACGCGGGUCUCCUGGGCAUCGGCAUUACACGCAUGGCAUCAGCCUCACCAAGCUU
This is a messenger RNA of Thermothielavioides terrestris NRRL 8126, 1787 nucleotides long. RefSeq lists its product as uncharacterized. The coding region runs from base 187 to 1461 and encodes 424 amino acids. Lineage: Eukaryota; Fungi; Ascomycota; Sordariomycetes; Sordariales; Chaetomiaceae. The transcript has 3 exons. The record is from RefSeq and is a predicted model, not a curated record. Gene Ontology annotation, molecular function: FAD binding.